Coffea eugenioides is the source of this 878-nucleotide messenger RNA. RefSeq lists its product as uncharacterized. The record is from RefSeq and is a predicted model, not a curated record. NCBI's taxonomy places the organism in Eukaryota, Viridiplantae, Streptophyta, Magnoliopsida, Gentianales, Rubiaceae. Bases 268 to 744 code for a protein of 158 amino acids. The transcript has a single exon.
CAUUGAAAUUAAAUUUCCAAAAGGCAAGUUAGAGAUGGAUAUUUAUUUGCCGGCCCUUAGCUAACGCACAAAUCACACGCAUGACACGGCCACAACUACGAACCACAUGCAAAACUUAAAACGUAUAUAUUCUCAGGUCCUCCUCCUCCUCACAUCCGACCAUCGGAUAUCAGCUACAAACUAGCUUCAUUGUGAUCAAAUUCUCAAUCACAAGGACAAGAAGCCCAAAAAAAAAAAAGAAGAAGAAGAGUAGCUAGAGUUUUAUAUAUGGCCAGAGCUGAGCAGAAACAGGCCUUUACUAGCUCAUAUUCAGCGAUAAGAGAGCAUGAACAAGAAGGCCUGCAUCAUGACCGGGUGGAGGAGGAGGUAGCUUCCCCAAGUGGAUGCUGCUGCUGCUGCUGCUUUGGAUUUGGAGGUUGGAAAAGAAGCAAUCAAGAGAGCAAAUAUUUGCUGCGAGAGAAUAGCGGCCAUGAGGAAUCCUGGUUCGUGGACAAGCUGAAGAACAUGAAGGAAUAUUCAGAGGUUGUGGCGGGACCUAAGUGGAAGAACAUUGUCAGGAAGAUCGGAAAGUACGUCAAGCCCAAGAAAUCUACGACUCAAUCCAUGUACACCCCAAACAGCUAUGCACUCAACUUUGAUGAUGGCGAAGAGGAGGAGGAGGAGGAUGAUUUGUUCGUCAGUUUUUCAUCAAGAUUUUCUGCUCCUUUAUCUAGCAAUCAACAGAGAACGUCUGCGAGUCCUUGAUGAUCAUCAAAUGUGCGUGUGAAAUAUUAUUGUAUUUAAUUAUAUUACUGUCUUACAGAAAUGCAGCUUCUUCUCUUUUGUGAUCGUUGGUUAUUUAGUGGUUGCUGGUUUUCUGUUAACUCAUUGAUUGAUAA